CAGAAGAGCAAUAAUUCAUUAGCAGAAGGUCUGCAAGCGUGCAAUUUGCAGUUUGCCAGAUACCUACAAGGGAGUUUCUUCAGAGUACAGAGAAACGUGUGAACUGCUGGUGUAUUACAAGUCUUUCCUUGAGAUGUCAGUCAAGAGCUGCAAUAGAGCCAUAGUCACUCCUGUGCUCAUUUUCUACCUAAAGAUACAACUCUCGGUACCAGCGUCACUGAAUGGGUCAAAAUGGUCUUAUAUUGGUCCUGAUGGAGAGAACACCUGGCCGAAGAAAUAUCCAUUUUGUGGAGGAGUAUUUCAAUCACCAAUAGAUUUUCACAAAGAUAUUCUCCAAUAUGAUUCUAAUCUCUCACCUUUAGAAUUCAUAGGCUAUAAUGUGUCUUCCACUGACCAGUUUACACUGACUAAUAAUGGGCAUUCAGUGAAAAUGCAUCUAUCACCUACCAUGCACAUCAGAAACCUCCCUUUUGAAUACACUGCAUCUCAACUUCACCUGCACUGGGGAAACAGAAACAAGUCGGAAGGCUCAGAGCACACAGUCAGCGGGAAGCACUUUGCAGCAGAGAUGCACAUUGUACAUUAUAACUCUGAGAAAUAUCCAGAUAUAACAACAGCAAUGGACAAAGCAAACGGACUGGCAGUUUUGGCAAUUCUUCUUGAGAUUGGACCCUUCAACCCAUCAUAUGAAAAGAUCUUCAGGCACUUCCGGAAUGUGAAAUAUAAGGAUCAGAUGGUCCACGUCCCUGGUUUCAACGUUCAGGAAUUGCUUCCUGACAGACCAGAUGAGUAUUAUCGCUAUGAAGGAUCCCUGACAACUCCUCCUUGCUACCCAAGCGUUCUCUGGACAGUCUUCCGGCACCCCGUUAAAAUUUCACAAGAGCAGCUGCUGGCACUGGAAACAGCCAUGUACUGCACAGAGAGUGAUGACCCAGAACCCCUGGAAAUGGUCAAUAACUUCCGAAACGUUCAGGAGUUUCGUGAAAGACUUGUUUUUAUCUCCUUCCAUGAAGGUGUUCUUGUUUCUGUUGUGAUAGCCUGCGUUGUGGGAGUUCUCAUCUUUCUCGUAGUAGUCUGUUGCCUAUGCAGGAGGAAAAGCUGCAAAAAAGAAGAGAGCCGAGAGGUCACCUACACACAAGGCAUGCACCAGAAGGAAGCAGCUAUUUCCAAACUGUGAUGCUGUGCUCUGUCUCAGAUGCCCCGUUUCAUCAUAGCACUGACUGAUUCUGCACUAACACAAUGCGUUCUCUUGAGGAGUGGAUUCUAUUGCUCUUGGCUAAUGACAAGCUCAGAGUGUUCUAAAAAUGGACCACCCCAAACUUUUACUGGAGCCUUUGUUCUCCUUUUCCAGGGAGAUACGAUCAGUGAAUACUGCUGAGGGCUAAAUUCCCUCCUACACUUACUUCAUGCUGGCUGCUUACUGAGUCUGGGUCUUUUAACUGGUUCUAUAGUUAAUCCUAAACUCCAGUUUUAUGGUUUGUUUAGCAAAGAUUUUCCCACAAGUAUUCAAACGUGAAGACACUCAGCAAGGUACACGUACCCUUUACUGCUAGAUCAGUGUUUUGGUCUUUGGGCAAUCCAGGAAAAGCACCAUGAAUACAAACAAGAUAUUUAAAAGGGCAUUUGUCUUAUUUAUCUUAACAUCCUGCUCUUAUUUAUAGCAUGUAUAAGAAUGAUGUGAGAGACACUGCCAUUACUGCUGCUUUUUAGCAUCCUACUUCCUAUUUAAUCAUGAAAUCUUGACUGAUUUUAGAGUACAUAUAACAAAUCCAAUUAUAUUGUAGAUCAUUUUGCUGACUUAGUUUUCUGAAUUUAGUAAUUUAAUUAUUAGAAGGUAAUUAAAAUUAUCUCCUCAAAUUUCAUAAGAUGAGUCUCCCGAGACUCACUGUGCGUUUUUGAAAGUGAGAAGUGUGCUUCUGCUGAAGGUGAUGGCAAAUUGUAUUGAGUUCAGAAGAACGAGGUCUAACCAGCCUAGCAGCAGGUGCUUACAGAACACCUCCUGAAUUUGACAUGUGAAGAUCCUCAGCCCACACAACCAAGAAAUAUAUGCUUACUGUAAGGAAAAGUUGCACGUGAGCAGCUACUAUCAGCCUAAUGUCAGCUUCUAGCAGCUUGGUUCCAGCUGGCAGGCUAGGCACAGAACUCUUCUACCAAAAGCCACCAGCACUAGGAUCAUAGUAUCUUACUGUUACAUUUCAUCCACUAUGAGCAGCGCAGUGCUACGGCACACCUUGCACAAUUAAGCUCAUUCCAAAAGUUGUUCCUGUCGCAUUAGGUUACAAGAAGUUCUGUAUGGAUUGUAUCUCACGCCUGUAAAGCAGAUCUGAAGGAUUUACUUCAGGCAAGCAAAUUUGCAUUUCUAAAAAAGCUCAUUAAAUAUAAGAGCUUAAAAAAAAAAAAACAACUACAAAGCUUCUUAACUGCAGCUAAGACACUGGUAGAAAAUAGUGCUCUUUUAUGAAGCUUUCUGGGUUCAAGUAAAAUAGCAUUUUUAUUAAUUUCAUAGCAAAAUCAAUGAGUUAAAUCUCAUUUAACAACUAGCCUUCAACUUUAAAUCUAUUGUUCAUUGCUGAACAUGUAAGCUUCAUAUUUAAUCAUUUAUCACUGCAGAAAGCUGCAACACAGAUGUGUGGUAUCCAUGAGGUCUCAGCUGUGUACUUCUAACAGCUGCUUUCCAAAAGUGAAGUUAUAAACAAAGACUGAUUCUUUUCCCCCUAAAUUCAACAAGGCACAAGUUGUUCCCUCUGUGUAGACAGACAACAGAUUAUAUUGGACAUUAUCUGGGAUGCUGGUGGGCUAAAAGGAAGUCACUCUGCACCAGGAGCAGCAAGUCCCCAUAAGGACCAGGAUAACAGCACAUGGCACUGUGCCACCUUCAUCGUGAGGAUGAAAGAAAACCUGCCAAGAAGUUAUAAAAACAACUAAACUACGUAGCAGGAAGGUAAGCAACCAGACUUCUUCACACGAGAUGGCUGGCACUGAACUGCUGGGGACAGUGAAGUGAAAGGCACAUCGUUCUAAUGGAAACAGCUAUUUCUAAGUCCCAGAGUCCCAUAGCAUGCAGCCCCUCAGAGUGCAUCAGUCAGACAACGCAGCACUCCUCCCUCACUGGGCAAUACUGACAAAAGCUCUUCUGCUCCGGCUGCUCAGGAAUCUUGUGCAGCCUCAACCAUUCACCCGAUUUUGUGGAAACUGGUCAGUAGAUUUCAAAGACACCAAGACAAACUGAGAGUAAUACAAUCAAUAAUGCAUAAUCUGCAAAUGUCAAGGCAACAGACCAGAUAAUGCUUCUCUCCUGCGCUUUGCAAAGAUAUCACAUGCAGUAAGAGAGCCUUGGUCACACAAACCCACCUGUGCUCUGCAAGAAGCAAAGGGGAAAUGCCAUUUCUUCCACAAGCUCCACGACAGCACAAGCCCUCCUCCCAAUGGGGCUGAGUGAUGGAUGUGGAAAUGUCUGGUACCUGCAGCAGGAACCUGGGAUCAGCAGGGGUUUCACCAGGAUUAUUGCUCAGGAUACAGGCUUUCAAAAAGCCACUGUGAGAUUCCAUUAUUAACCUGCAAGGACUAUCUUAAUGUCACUUCCUCUUCAUUUUUCCUUGACUUGUCUUCUACUUUAAAAAAAAAGACCAUCAUUUGUGUUCAUUACUAGAAAAUGUAAACUGGAGAGCACUCUAUCCUACAGACUUCUUUAAAAGAGGCCGUAUUUAUACGAUCCAAAUUUCAAAAGAUGUCACAUAAACAGACCCAUUAAACAAAAGGAAGCUCUGACACCUUGUUUCUGUUUUGGCAGCCUGUUCAACAAGUAAACAUUUACAG
Messenger RNA from Meleagris gallopavo (turkey), 3816 nucleotides. RefSeq names its product carbonic anhydrase 12 (gene CA12). The record is from RefSeq and is a predicted model, not a curated record. Lineage: Eukaryota; Metazoa; Chordata; Aves; Galliformes; Phasianidae. Gene Ontology annotation, cellular component: plasma membrane. Gene Ontology annotation, molecular function: zinc ion binding; carbonate dehydratase activity.